AAUCCCUUUGGACCAUACCUUCCUUUAUCUAAACAUAGCAAUUGUGUUUCACUGGGUCAACCGGGAUGAUAUAUAAAAGGAAAGGUUCACUUUAAAUCAUCCUUCCAGGGUUUUGGCACCAGGGGACAAGAAAAGAGGCUUCGCAGAAUGGCACCGAAGAAGGCUAAGAAGAAGGAGGGCGCUAGCUCCAACGUCUUCAGCAUGUUUGAGCAGUCCCAGAUCCAGGAGUUCAAGGAGGCGUUCACUAUCAUGGACCAGAACAGAGAUGGCUUUAUUGACAAGAAUGAUCUGAGAGACACAUUUGCAGCCCUCGGGCGUCUCAACGUGGGCAACGACGAGCUGGAUGAGAUGCUGAAGGAAGCCCCCGGGCCCAUCAACUUCACCGUUUUCCUGACCAUGUUUGGCGAGAAGCUGAAAGGUACAGACCCCGAGGAAACCAUUCUGAACGCCUUCAAGAUCUUUGACCCAGAAGGAAAAGGAAUUCUCAGAGGAGAUGAGAUUAAAUACCACCUCAUGUCCCAAGCGGAUAAGUUCUCUGAGGCGGAGGUGAACCAGAUGUUCACGAACUUCCCCCUGGAUGUCGCUGGGAACCUGGACUACAAGAACCUGUGCUAUGUCAUCACCCACGGCGAGGAUAAGGAGCAAGAGUAAGGCGGGAUGGGCUGCUCCUGAGAUGUAACUGUACAUAACCUCCCCUUGAUGACCUGCCUCACAUCUCAUUGUCAAUAAAAAUCUUGUAUCAAAUUUA
This is a messenger RNA of Brienomyrus brachyistius, 748 nucleotides long. It is a transcript of the gene myl10, whose product is annotated as myosin, light chain 10, regulatory. The record is from RefSeq and is a predicted model, not a curated record. The coding region runs from base 148 to 651 and encodes 167 amino acids. Gene Ontology annotation, cellular component: mitochondrion; cytoplasm. NCBI's taxonomy places the organism in Eukaryota, Metazoa, Chordata, Actinopteri, Osteoglossiformes, Mormyridae. The transcript has 7 exons. Gene Ontology annotation, molecular function: calcium ion binding.